AUGCACAGCCCUCCUCCGGAGCUCCAGGGCCGCUGGGCACCGGGGCUUGCUCCCAGAGGGGACCGGAGGCUGGGCCAGGGUCACGGACACCGGGGCCGGAGCGCGGGGCGAUCCCGGACGCGCAGCAGCCGCCACGGGACGGGGGACACCGGACCGGGGCCUUGGGGAGUGGAGCCCGCCGUGGACAGCGGGGUCGCGGUCGGGCUGGGAGGUGCCGGAGCCGGGUGGGGCCCGGUGCCGGUAGUCACGGACGAUACUCAGUGCCGAUACCGGAGCUCGGUAUCAGCACUCGGUACCGGGACGGACGGACGGACGGACGGACUGACUGACGGACUGACCGACCGACCCACCCGCUCACCCACCUCCUGUGCCAGUGCUCCGCGCAGGACUCCCCCAGUGCCGGCGUUCCGUGCCGGCCGCGCCGGGACCCGCCGAGCAGGAAGUGGCGGCGGCCUGGCCCCGCCGCCCCGCCCCGCGGCCCACAGCCCCGGGCCUGGCGGGGACGGGCGGGCGCGGCUUUGGGGAGAAUUUCCCGAAAAUCGGGUGCGCGGGGAUGGGGCUUUCCAGAGCCUCGCGCCCUGCCCGCUAGCACAGUCCCGUGAGAGGACCGCGUGUCCGUGUGCGGAGCGGACAGAGCCGCGCCGGGCACCGCGGGCUCUAGGUCUGGGAAGAAGUGAAAAAAUCCAACCCACAAGUAGAAAAGUUUUAUCUUCUGGCAGAGAUCAAGUGGAACGUGACAUAGCUGUGACACGUGGCACAGGCCUCAGGGAUUCACAAUUGUUCACAUCGCUCUCACCUUGGGAAGAACAUCAGCAGAGAUUUUACCCUGUGUUGUCACAAAUUUGGAACAUACAUCAUCAAUACAUCUGCAAGAACGAAUCCCAGAGAUCUCACUACUGCCCUGCCCAUGUGAAAUGCCUUGGUCUCCCUGCAGAGAGCUGGCAGCCUGAGGAGCCUCACAGGAGCCAAAGUGGCAGGGCUUCCAGAAAAAGUGUGUCAAAAUCAGAGACAAAAGGGUAUUUUUCUGACCCUGGUGGCAGGCAGAGCAGUGCCCUGGCAAGCGGUGCUGUGCAACAGAGCAGCCCGAUGGGCAAGCAGCAGAGUUCAACACGGCUGGGAGAGGACCAGCAAGGAGGAGGGGUCUGGCCUGGACUAACACUUCUAUGUCUGGCAAUAGGCUCACCUAAUACACCGAAUUUUCUUCUUGCAAACACAGAAGUUACAGCACGACAUGAAUCUGAGGUGAUUUUUUUUAAGUUUCUCAAGAGAGACUGGAAAAGCAAGCAUUGUGUAGUGAAGGUGACUAUUUCCAGCUAAAGACCACAUUAAAAAACCCAAAUCAAACGAAUUCUUGGUUUGUUUACUUUGCAACAUAGCUAUAAUGGGCCUCUCCUUUUAAAAUGUCCAUGGGAGGAUGCUUUUAGACUGUGGGAAGAGAGGCUUACAACUUAGCAAGCUGUUCUGCCGAGCACAGCGGCCCAUGGCCAGAAUCUUUGUUGUGCUUGAUGCAGAAGAGAGGUGACAAUCUGCCCCUCCGGGCAUCUCACUUGCCAGGCACCCAGGGCUGUCAUCAAAGUCCGCCCACGGUGACAAAGGGGGGACUCCAAGGGUGCUAUUUCAGGAUGUCCCCAGCCUACAGCUGCGAAGAUUCAAUUCCUGCUCUGUGCUCUGCCCAG
Messenger RNA from Vidua macroura (Pin-tailed whydah), 1676 nucleotides. RefSeq lists its product as uncharacterized. The record is from RefSeq and is a predicted model, not a curated record. Bases 1 to 1317 code for a protein of 438 amino acids. The transcript has 8 exons. Lineage: Eukaryota; Metazoa; Chordata; Aves; Passeriformes; Viduidae.